This is a messenger RNA of Stegostoma tigrinum, 1950 nucleotides long. RefSeq names its product E3 ubiquitin/ISG15 ligase TRIM25-like. The record is from RefSeq and is a predicted model, not a curated record. The transcript is spliced from 7 exons. The coding region runs from base 1 to 1905 and encodes 634 amino acids. NCBI's taxonomy places the organism in Eukaryota, Metazoa, Chordata, Chondrichthyes, Orectolobiformes, Stegostomatidae. Gene Ontology annotation, molecular function: zinc ion binding.
AUGAGUAGCCAAGGUGCCGUCCUGUCUGAAGAGAGCCUGUCAUGCCCAGUGUGCCUGGAGAUAUUCAAAAACCCGGUCACCAUUCCAUGCGGCCACAACUUCUGCAUGGAUUGUAUCAGCAGCUGCUGGGACGAGGACACUGACUCAGACACCUGCAAAUGUCCGGAAUGCCGGCAGGAUUUUAGCCCCCGGCCCCCACUCGCCAAGAACUUUGUCCUGUGUAAGAUUGUGGAGAGGUUACUGAAACAGCCUGAGGACAGCUCCCCCGAGAGCGUGGCAGCUCCUGGUGAUAUUCCCUGUGAUUUCUGCACCGACAGCAAACUCCGAGCCAUCAAAUCGUGUACGGUCUGCAUGGCAUCAUUCUGCCAGCUCCACCUCCGCUCCCACUACGAGGACGCUGUCUUCCGGCAUCACCAGCUCGACGACCAGCUCAGAGACUUUGGCAAGAGGCGGUGCCCGGAGCACGGCCGCCCGUUGGAGUUUUACUGCCGCACUAACCAGUCAUGUCUGUGCAGCGUGUGUGCCAUUAAAGGGCAUCGAGACCACGAAACGGUCACCGUGGAGGAGGAGGUCACUGACAUCAAGAACCACAUUGAGGAGCGGCAAGUGGAAAUAGAGAGAGACAGACAGAUCACCCUGGGAGAGAUGGGCAAACUGAGGCACAGUGUGGAACUAUUUGAUGAGUUCCACAGCAGGGUGAAAUCCGACAUACUGCAGAAUUUUGCAGAGCUGAUUGAAAAUGUUGAGCAGGCACAGAGAGAGGUGAUGGAAAUGAUUAGCACGGAACAGAGGAACGGGAUCAGCCAGGCGAACAGGUUCAUGAGCCAAAUGGAACACAAGUGCUCCGAUCUGAACCGGGAGAAGCAGCAACUGGAAACAAUCUCCAGGCUCAGUGACAGCUUCCAACUCAUUCAGGAGUAUCACAGCACAAAGAUCACAGCUGCUCAGCAAGUGCUCUCUCACACACAGCUGACGGUGGACAUGAAACUAACAGAGCUCAGCAGAACAGUCGCAGAACUUUCAAACCUGGUGAAAACCCAACUGGUGAAAAGCACUUCACAUGGCACUGGGAAUGGACCCAUCCCAGAUGAUGAAAUGGAGGCCUCCUGGCCUCUGUUGGAGCUACCAACACAGUGCAUGUCCCGACCACUGGAGUCAGCAGCCUGUCAGACAUUCCUGCAAUAUGGUGAAGCACCUUGUCAAUGUGCACUGACUGCUCCACAACAGAAGGAUUACGCCUCCCCCUCGAUCCACAAAUCCAAUCAGCAUCUAUCCCACUAUGACGUGCCCGUGUUGGAAAGCACAGCAAGACAAUCCCAGCAAUUCAGUGAGCCCACGGCUAAACCACAGCACUGGAUCAGAGCAAGAGUGAGGCAGCCCACAGUGAGUCAGGGAGGAGCAGCCAGAAGUGACAUUACUGUCCAUCCUGAGACAUCUUCACGCAAGAGGAAGAGGCCAGUGGUGGAGGACGGCGAGACGCUACAGCCAUUCAAAUGUGGAUCUGACCAUAUGAAUCCCCAAGGCACCCUGGCACAGCAACUGGGAGGGUCUGGGAUCGGGAAACAGUCAGGGGUCCAGGAAGGGUCAGGGAUCAGUGCUGGGACAGGGUCAGGGGUAGAGUCAGGACUCUGGCAUGAAACAGCAGAUCCUGAAGCCAUUCGGAGAGACAUCCAGACUGGCUUCGGCCAAAUCCACGUUGACCUCACCAUGUUACAGCACUUCAUGCAGAGUGGCUGUGAGCAACUGAUUGAGCAGGUCUCCAGCCUCAUCAAUCUGCUGAUGACACUGCUGCAGCUGGUAGCCCCGUGUGCUCUCCACAGCUCCAGCAGCUCCAGCAGCUCCAGCAGCAACAGCAGCACCAGUAGCCUGUUGUACCAGGGCUCCCACCUGAGGCCAGAAAGCUGAAACCCACUGGGACCAGUUACAUCAGGCUCAUUGACACAAGGCACU